AUGGCGGCGCCGAACAUGGAGCAGAGGAAGGCCUGCUGGGGAGCGCGGGACGAGCUCUGGGAGUGCUUGGACAGGAAUAACGAAGAUGCAGCCAAGUGCCAGCACCUGAGGCUGUCUUUCGAGUCUAAAUGUCCCCAGCAGUGGAUUAAGCAUUUUGACAAAAGAAGAGACUAUUUAAAGUACAAAAAGAAGCUUGAAACUGAGGGAUAUUCUCCACUAGAAACAACCGGAAAGUCAUAGCUAC
Molecule: messenger RNA, 244 nt
Organism: Tinamus guttatus (white-throated tinamou)
Lineage: Eukaryota; Metazoa; Chordata; Aves; Tinamiformes; Tinamidae
Gene: COA6
Product: cytochrome c oxidase assembly factor 6
Biological process (GO): respiratory chain complex IV assembly; mitochondrial ATP synthesis coupled electron transport
Cellular component (GO): mitochondrion
Source: RefSeq, a predicted model, not a curated record